Emys orbicularis (European pond turtle) is the source of this 2883-nucleotide messenger RNA. It is a transcript of the gene INTS5, whose product is annotated as integrator complex subunit 5. The record is from RefSeq and is a predicted model, not a curated record. NCBI's taxonomy places the organism in Eukaryota, Metazoa, Chordata, Testudines, Emydidae. Gene Ontology annotation, biological process: snRNA 3'-end processing. The coding region runs from base 1 to 2883 and encodes 960 amino acids. The transcript has 2 exons. Gene Ontology annotation, cellular component: integrator complex.
AUGUCAGCGCUGUGCGAUCCCCCGGGGGCGGCGCCGCCAGGGCCGCCCCAGAACCCGGCCCACGGGGCCCACCCGCCGCUCAGUUCCCAGGAGCUGGCCCAGGAGAUCAAAGCCUUCCUGAGCGGUGUGGACCCUGUGCAUGGUAACAAGCUGACCAUCAAGGAACAUGCCCGCUGUGCCAUCCUGCUGCUGCGCAGCCUGCCACCUGCGCGCAGCGCCGUGCUGGACCAUCUGCGCAAUGUCUUCGAUGAGUAUGUCUGCACCUACCUGUUGGAGCUGGAGAGCAGUGAGGGAGGGCUGGGUGCCAGGCGGGCUCAGGGGCCCAACCUGGACGACGUUGUGCAAGAGAUCCAGAAUGUGCUGUCUGAGUUUGUCCGCAUGAACCCCAAGGCCUGGGCACCUGUGGUCUCAGCCUGGUCCAUAGACCUGAUGGGGCAGCUGAGCAGCAAGUACGCAGGGCGGCAUGGUGUGCCCCACGCCUCCAGCCUCAAUGAGCUGCUGCAGCUGUGGAUGUCGUGCAAGGCCACUCGGACGCUGAUGGACAUCUACACCCAGUGCCUGUCCUCCAUGAUCAGCACCUGCCCCGAUGCCUGUGUGGAUGCCCUGCUGGACACCUCAGUGCAGCAUUCUCCGCACUUCGACUGGGUGGUGGCUCACAUUGGCUCCUCUUUCCCCAACACCAUCAUCAGCCGCGUCCUCUCCUGCGGCCUCAAGGACUUCUGCGUCCACGGGGCAGCCCCUGUCGACCUGCUCUUCCCCACUGCCGCUGACAAGCGGGUGCCCAAGAUUGCCUCGGUGGUGGGCAUCCUGGGCCACCUGGCCUCGCGCCACUCAGACAGCAUCAAGCAGGAGCUGCUGCGGAUGUUCCACGAGAGCCUGGGCCCCAUGCGUGACCAGCAGCAGAAAGCUACAGUGCCCUUCCUGCUGCAGCUGGCCGUCAUGUCGCCCAUGCUGCUGGGGACUAUCUCCUCUGAACUGGUGGACUCUCUCAAGCCGAGCGUACUGAGCCAGCUGCACCAGCACUUCGCUGCACUGCCCCGCGAGGACUUGGAGAACAUGGUGAGCAUUGUAGUGCAUCUCAUCUGCCAGACGUCAGCAGGGGCCUACCGUAUCCUGCAGUUCCUGGUCAACACGGCCAUGCCGGCCUCGGUCAUCACCACACCAGGGCUGGCCGUCCAUGACAGCGUGCGCGAGGCCUGUGACCGCAUCAUCCAGCUGUUGCUGCUCAACCUGCAGAAGCUGGUGUACAACCGGGGCUCGGCCAGCCUGGGGGACGCCCCGCCCCGGGCUGUGCCCUUCCUGGAUGAGCUGAAGGGCCAUGUGCGGGAGCUGUGCGUGGAGACGCUGCGGCUAGAGCGCAAGCGCUUCCUGUGGCAGCAUCAGCUGCUGGGGCUCCUCUCAGUCUACUGCACCCCCAGCUGCACCACUGACGCCCUCUUCUACUUGCUGACGCUGUCCCGGAGCCAGGAGGAACUGGGCCUGGCCACGCAGCUCUAUGCUGUGCUGAGCUCCUGCAUGAGCGACCUGCUGCCAGCCACUGUCAAGAAGUGCGUGUGCCAGAUCCACAUGGGGGGGCUGUCGGAGCAGCACAUGGUGCAGCUGUUCCACAACCUGGCCCUGAUUGUGCAGUGGGAGGGGGAGGGCCCUGCCUCCAUGAGCGCCCAGCUAGGGGCUGUCCUCUCUCUGCACCUCUACGACCUCGGGCAGCUGCUGCUGCAUCGCAAUCCUGAAGUGGCUGAGGCUGCCUCCCUGCUGCUUUCCGUCUGUCCCUUGCCCCGGGCCAUCCGGCCGGCUCACUUGCUUGUCAUCAUCCGUUCAGCUGUGCACCAAUUCUUCCUGGUGCUGCACCGCCAGUGCCCCACGGGCAUCAGCUACAGCACCCGGCUGCUCUCCCGUCUUAGUGGGGCCUCUCCAGCUGCCAUGAAGGCCAUCCUGCAGCAACUGGUGGAGGGAUCCCUGCACCCAGGGAAUGCUGAGCUCUUUGGAGGCCUGGCCGAGCUGCCUGCUGGGGAUGAUGCCAGCCUGGAAGGCACCAGGAUCUCCCUGUUGGACAUCAACCGGCGCUUCACGACUGCCGUCAACUUCUCUGGCAGUGUGUGGUCAGUAUUCCAUGCCGGGGUGAUUGGGCGCGGGCUGAAGCCACCCCAGCCCGCCCGGCGGCAGGAGCCUGAAGAGAUUGUGCACAAUGUCCAGAACUUCCUGAGCCUGCUGCUGCGCUGCUGCCGGGGCGGGCGCUACGGUGCGCCUGAACCCCCGGCCCACACAGCGGCUGUCAACCCCGAGGCAGCCAAGGCAGUGGCUGUGGUGCUGGUGGAGAGCGUCUGCCCCGAUGUCACCAACAGCGAGCUGGGCUGGCCGCCCGAGGAGCACACCCGCAGCACGGUGGAGCGCGACAUCCAGAUCUGCCGGCGCUUCCGUGACAACCCGCUGCUCUUCCAGCUGCUGCGGCUGGUGGCAGCCGGCCCCCCAGCCCUGUGCUACUGCUCCGUGCUGUUGCGUGGCCUGCUAGCCACCCUCAUGGCCCACUGGGAGGCCUCACGUCACGGUGACACCACCAGCUCACCGUGGCACCUGCACGCCUCCUGCGCCCUGGUGGCCUGCAUGGCCGAGGGCUCCCUGCUGCCGCCAGUGCUUGGCAACAUGCACGAGAUCUUCCACCAGCUGGCACCCUUCGAGGUGCAUCUGCUGCUGCUGAGCGUCUGGGACUACGUGCGGGACAACAGCCCCCUGCCCCAGAAGUUCACCUUCCAGGCCGAUAAGGGGCUCUUCUUCCGCGACUUCUCCCGUGACUGUGACGUUGGGAAGUACCUCUGCGUGCUGCACAGUGUGCUGCACAAGAAUAUCGACCGCCUGGGGCUGCUGUCAGGGCGCUUCCAGACCUAG